CAGAAGGCCGCGAAAGCAGAGAGAAGCCAGGCUCAAAAAAAAAAUCUCACUAUAUUGCGAUUUCCGUCAGUGAGCAACGUCUCUGCUAUUGCGAUCUCUGGUCCUACGUCCAACAUCUCACUAGUCGCUCAUCAUUCAUCUCUGUUCUCUAUAUUCUAAACGAGUGCUACUGGUCAUCAAGUCCCCAAAAGAGUUAAUCUGAUUUUGUUUCAUAAACUUUCAAUCGGAAAACCAACUCUUUCAGGUUCAGUUGGGCCGCAGCAGAACAUGUUGGAACCGGGAGAGCGAGAGAAUAUUGAACCUGUAAAAAUGGAUGCAACAAUUACUACUCUGGAACCCGACUGUGGCGGUGGUGGCGGUCUCUGUAUUCCUGGGAAGGAUCGAGUUGUUUUUAGACAACCGGAGCGCAAAUCACUCCUUGGGCUGGAUGUGCUGGCAUGUGCAAAAAGAGAAAGAUCUACAAUUGAUCAAUCAUUUAAAGUCCCAAGAGAAAAAGCAGCUUCUGUUGUGUCAGCUAUAGAUGAAUACGAAGAGACUUCAACUGUGACUGGAGAAUUGGAAGGUGGUUCAUCGGGUGGUUUGUGCAGUCACACAAGUAGGCGUUAUCGUGAUAAUGUUUCUAGUGAGCAUUCUGUUUCAGGUUCUGUUGUUACUGAAGGACGAGAGACAGAAACGCUCUCAAGGCCUCACCUUGAUGAACACCAUCAGGUUUCAAAAUCAUCUACGGGAAGAUCAAGGACAAGUUCUUGGUAUGAUUCUGAACACGAAAGGGAAAGCAAAUACCAUGAUGCUUAUAGGAGAAAAAGUAGAGACACUCGGAGAGACAGCGAUCAUGGUGAGGAGUAUCGGCACAGGGAAUCAUCACGUAAUUUUCGAAAUGAGUACAAUGAUGACAGCAGGAGAAAAAGAACUAGACAUGAAAGCCCCAGGAAUACACAUGGAAGAUCUAGCUGGGAUGAUGGCAAAUGUGAGUGGGAUGAUACACCUCGCCGGGAUAGUUCCUCUUAUAGUAGCAGGCGGCGCCACGAUCCUUCACCAUCACCUAUGUUUAUUGGAGCCUCACCGGAUGCACGAUUGGUUUCCCCAUGGCUGGGAAGCCAUACACCUCGUUCUGGAGCUGCUUCUCCUUGGGACAGCGUAGCUCCAUCGCCAACUCCUGUACGAGCAUCAGGCUCUUCUGUAAGGACGUUAGGAUCUCGAUAUGGUGGGAAAUCCAAUCGGGGUUGUGUAUCUACUAACACUGCUGUGUUGUCUGAGGAAGGAGAUGACAAAGUAAGCAGGUCAGAAGACAGCAAUCAAGAGAUCUCUGAAAGUAUGCGUAUGGAGAUGGACAACAAUUCUGAUCGCGCAUGGUAUGAUAGAGAAGAAGGGAGCAGCGUGUUUGACAUGGAUAGGUCAUCACUGUUUUUAGGUGAUGCAGCAUCUUUUCAAAAGAAAGAGGCUGAGCUGGCUAAAAGACUUACUCGGAAGGAUGGCACAAAGAUGUCACUUUCUCAGAGCAAGAAGCUAUCACAGCUAACUGCAGACAAUGCGCAGUGGGAAGACCGUCAGCUUCUGAGAUCAGGAGCUGUUAAAGGCACUGAGGUGCAAACAGAAUUUGAUGAUGAGGAUGAAAGGAAGGUUAUCCUCCUAGUCCAUGAUACAAAACCCCCCUUUCUGGAUGGAAGAAUUGUCUUCACAAAACAAGCUGAACCAGUAAUGCCAAUCAAGGACCCUACAUCAGAUUUGGCCAUAAUAUCCAGGAAAGGCUCAGCUCUUGUUCGUGAAAUACACGAAAAACAAAGUAUGCAUAAAUCUCGUCAACGGUUUUGGGAACUUGCUGGAUCAAAACUUGGUGAUAUCUUAGGGGUUGAAAAAACAGCUGAACAGAUUGAUGCAGAUACUGCUGCAGUGGGUGAACAAGGUGAGGUUGAUUUCAAGGAAGAAGCUAGGUUUUCACAGCACCUAAAGAAAGGGGAAGCAGUGAGUGACUUUGCGAAGUCCAAAACACUCUUGCAGCAGAGGCAGUAUUUGCCCAUAUUUUCUGUUCGGGACGAGUUUAUGCAGGUUGUUCGAGAAAAUCAGAUUGUGGUAGUUGUCGGAGAAACUGGUUCAGGGAAGACUACACAAUUGACCCAGUACCUACAUGAAGAUGGCUACACAAAGAAUGGGAUAGUUGGUUGCACCCAACCUAGGCGUGUAGCAGCUAUGAGUGUCGCAAAGAGAGUUAGUGAAGAAAUGGAAACUGCGCUUGGGGAUAAAGUAGGAUAUGCCAUUCGUUUUGAAGAUGUGACUGGGCCAAACACUGUUAUCAAGUACAUGACAGAUGGUGUGCUUCUACGGGAGACGCUAAAGGAUUCUGAUCUUGAAAAGUACAGUGUCGUUGUGAUGGACGAAGCACAUGAGAGAUCAUUAAACACUGAUGUGCUGUUUGGCAUACUUAAAAAAGUUGUUUCUCGGCGUCGUGAUUUUAAGCUUAUUGUGACGUCUGCCACGCUGAAUUCACGGAAAUUUUCCGACUUUUUUGGAAGUGUACCAAUUUUCAACAUUCCGGGUAGAACAUUCCCCGUUCAACACAUGUACAGCAAAACUCCUUGUGAAGAUUAUGUAGAGGCUGCAGUAAAGCAGGCUAUGACCAUUCACAUAACUAGCGCUCCGGGUGAUAUACUCAUAUUCAUGACUGGUCAAGAUGAGAUUGAAGCUACAUGUUAUGCACUCCAAGAGCGAAUGGAACAGUUAGUGACCUCAACUAAACAAGCUGUAGCCAAUCUACUCAUCCUUCCCAUCUACUCCCAACUACCUGCUGAUUUGCAGGCUAAGAUAUUUCAGAAGGCCGGGGAAGGAGAACGCAAAUGCAUUGUCGCCACAAACAUUGCCGAAACAUCAUUAACCGUUGAUGGAAUUUUCUAUGUGAUUGAUACCGGCUACUCCAAGAUGAAGGUGUACAAUCCGCGCAUGGGUAUGGAUGCCCUUCAAGUGUUUCCAGUCAGUCAAGCAGCGGCAAACCAGCGAGCAGGGCGGGCUGGUAGAACCGGGCCUGGAACUUGCUACCGACUCUAUACCGAGAGUGCAUACUUGAACGAGAUGCUUCCAAGCCCUGUACCAGAAAUCCAAAGGACAAACCUUGGAAAUGUCGUAUUACUGCUAAAGUCUCUCAAGAUCUCAAAUUUGUUAGAUUUUGAUUUUAUGGAUCCACCGCCUCAGGAAAACAUCCUCAACUCCAUGUACCAGCUGUGGGUAUUGGGCGCGCUUAGUAACGUCGGUGACCUAACUGGUCUUGGCUGGAAAAUGGUGGAGUUCCCGUUGGACCCGCCUCUUGCUAAGAUGCUUCUGAUGGGAGAACAACUGGAGUGCUUGAACGAAGUCCUCACCAUUGUGGCAAUGCUUUCAGUACCAUCGGUUUUUUUCAGACCCAAGGAUCGGGCAGAAGAGAGUGAUGCUGCCCGGGAGAAGUUCUUUGUACCAGAAUCAGAUCAUCUCACACUGCUAAAUGUGUACCAGCAAUGGAAGGCAAAUCAGUACAGGGGCGAUUGGUGUAACGAUCAUUUCUUACAUGUCAAAGGUCUGCGUAAGGCAAGGGAGGUGAGAUCUCAACUGCUGGAUAUCCUCACGACGCUCAAAAUCUCCCUCACCUCAUGUGGCCCGGACUGGGAUAUUGUGAGAAAGGCAAUCUGCUCUGCAUAUUUUCACAAUGCAGCUAGACUUAAGGGUGUGGGUGAAUAUGUAAAUUGUAGGAAUGGAAUGCCAUGUCACCUGCAUCCCACCAGUGCACUUUAUGGGUUGGGUUACACGCCAGAUUAUGUUGUGUAUCAUGAGUUGAUAUUGACGACAAAGGAGUAUAUGCAGUGUGUUACGUCAGUUGAACCGCAGUGGUUAGCUGAGAUGGGCCCCAUGUUUUUCUCUGUUAAGGACUCGGAUACUUCCAUGUUAGAACACAAAAAGAAACAAAAGGAAGAGAAAACAGCCAUGGAGGAAGAACUAGAAAAUCUGAGGAAUGUGCAAGUGGAGAAUGAGAGAAGAAAGAAAGAAAAAGAGAGGGAAAAGAGGGCGAUGCAACAACAACAAAUUUCAAUGCCUGGCUUGAAGAAAGGCACUUACCUCAGACCAAAGAAACUUGGUCUUUAAAAGCUGUACCAUUUUUGAUGUAGUAUUAAUAGAGUAGUAGAUAUAUUACACCUACACUAUUCACUAUUCUUCCUAUAAACUAACUUCAGCAAGGCUUGUGUAAGGUAUCUCAUCCGGCAAGAUGGGCCGAUGGCCUGAUGCGCUUGUUUAAAAGAAGGAAAAUUGACAAGAUUAAUCCCUACAUUCUCCAAUUAAUCAAAAAUAAUCCCUACUUCAACUUUU
Messenger RNA from Cuscuta epithymum, 4326 nucleotides. Lineage: Eukaryota; Viridiplantae; Streptophyta; Magnoliopsida; Solanales; Convolvulaceae. The record is from the annotation of a GenBank genome assembly.